Messenger RNA from Eutrema salsugineum, 3674 nucleotides. RefSeq lists its product as uncharacterized. The transcript is spliced from 10 exons. The record is from RefSeq and is a predicted model, not a curated record. The coding region runs from base 39 to 3539 and encodes 1166 amino acids. Lineage: Eukaryota; Viridiplantae; Streptophyta; Magnoliopsida; Brassicales; Brassicaceae. Gene Ontology annotation, molecular function: protein binding.
CUGAGGAAUAGUAGAAUACAAUGUCUCUGAGCUAAACAAUGAGGCUCAUUCUAUUCGCUUUGAAGUUUUUCCUGAAAAUGUUCUGUUCUCUUCGCAACUUUAUUCACGUUAAUCGCAGAUUCCCUCGCCACGUAAGCCCUUGUUCCUCUUCUCUCUCUCAAAUUCGAGGACCUCUCUGUUUUCCUCUGUCUUCUCCCUCUCAAGCUUCCUUUAUCUCGUGUCCUUUCGUUUGGUUCACUAGCUUUCUCUGCAUCAUUCGAUACCCUUUCGUUAGCAAAAGCGGUCCUUCUAGCUAUUCCGAAGAUUUCGAAAUAAAUUGGAUCCGCAACGUUGUUCAGAAUGAUCUAUGGGAUGAUCCCCAAAUUGAGAAGCUGUUUGAUUCGACACUGGCUCCGAUUUGGGUUCCAAGGAUUCUCGUUGAAUUGAAAGAAGACCCGAAACUAGCUUUCAAAUUCUUCAAAUGGUCUAUGAACCGUAAUGGGUUUAAGCACACCAUUGAAUCAUACUGUAUAGUAGCUCACAUUCUGUUUUGUGCUAGAAUGUAUUAUGAUGCUAAUCGUAUCCUUAGAGAGAUGGUUUUGUCCAAGGCUGAAUUAAAGGACUGCGAUGUUUUUGAUGUUCUAUGGUCUACAAGGAAUGUGUGUGUUCCUGGUUUUGGAGUGUUUGAUGCUUUGUUUAGUGUUUUGAUUGAGGAAGAUAUGUUUGAGGAAGCUCUCCAGUGUUUCUCUAAGAUGAAGAGAUGUAGGGUUUUCCCAAAAACCCGGUCUUGCAACGGUUUAUUGCAUAAGUUUGCGAGAUUAGGGAAGACGGAUGGGAUGAAGAGGUUUUUCAAGGAUAUGAUUGGCGCUGGUUCGAAACCCACUGUGUUUACUUACAACAUAAUGAUAGAUUGUAUGUGUAAAGAAGGAGAUAUAGAAGCUGCCAGUGGCUUGUUUGAAGAAAUGAAGUUUAGAGGUUUGAUUCCAGACACUGUUACAUAUAAUUCUAUGAUUGAUGGUUAUGGGAAGGUUGGUCGAUUAGAUGAUACGGUUUACUUUUUCGAGGAAAUGAAGAGUAUGAGCUGUGAGCCUGAUGUUAUAACAUACAACACGCUGAUCAAUUGUUUCUGUAAGUUUGGGAAAUUGCCUAAGGGUCUGGAGUUUUUCAGGGAGAUGAAGCAAAGUGGGUUGAAACCGAAUGUUGUGAGUUACAGCACUUUGGUUGAUGCUUUUUGCAAAGAGGAUAUGAUGCAACAAGCCCUGAAAUUUUAUGUUGACAUGAGAAGACUUGGUCUUGUGCCUAAUGAGCAUACCUACACUUCCCUCGUUGAUGCCUAUUGUAAAAUCGGUAAUCUCUCAGAUGCUUUUAGGCUGGCUGAUGAGAUGUCGCAGGUGGGUGUGGAAUGGAAUGUGGUCACUUACACUGCACUGAUCGAUGGUCUUUGUGAUGUGGAGAGGAUAAAAGAAGCUGAAGAACUUUUUGGCAAAAUGGUUACAGCCGGUGUGAUUCCAAAUCUUGCAAGUUACACUGCUCUGAUUCAUGGAUUUGUAAAGGCGAAAAACAUGGACAGAGCGUUAGAGCUUCUAGACGAAAUGAAGGGGAGAGGUAUUAAACCAGAUUUACUGCUCUAUGGAACUUUUAUUUGGAGUUUGUGCGGUCUAGAGAAGAUCGAGGCCGCUAAGGUAGUGAUGAAUGAAAUGCAGGAAAAAGGAAUUAAAGCAAAUACGUUUAUCUAUACAACGUUAAUGGAUGCUUAUUUUAAGUCGGAAAACCCCUCUGAGGGAUUGCAUCUGCUAGAAGAGAUGCUAGAACUUGAUAUCGAGGUCACAGCUGUUACCUUUUGUGUUUUGAUUGAUGGAUUGUGCAAAAACAAGUUAGUUUCUAAGGCUAUUGAUUAUUUCGGGAGGAUAAGUAACGAUUUUGGUCUACAAGCAAACGCAGCGAUAUAUACAGCCAUGAUAGAUGGUCUCUGUAAAGAAGAUCAAGUUGAGGCCGCAACAACCCUUUUUGAACAAAUGGCUCAAAAAGGUCUAGUCCCAGACAGAACCGCAUACACAUCGUUAAUAGAUGGGAAAUUGAAGCAAGGGAAUGUGGUACAGGCUUUGGCUUUACGCGACAAAAUGGCUGAGAUUGGUGUGGAGUCCGGAGCCAGGUUCGGAGAUCUCUGUCAGAAUACGAUAAAGCUCAGUUUGAGAAUGGGAGCUAGGGUUGGAGUGCAGCAUUACAAUUUGGGAUCGGCUGAUUCCUAUAUCAGUAGUUCUCUCAACGAUCUCAACUCCGUUGAUGGUCCACCGAGAGAUAUCGACGGCAUCGGAGCCGCCGUUGGUCGUGACGGAGAUAGCUUGGACAACGACGGCGGUUCCUCCUCCGCGGACUGUAUGCACGAAUCAUACAGAAACUCGAUGCAAAUCCACAAUGACGUAGUUGAAGAAGGUGGAUCUAACAUGGAGAACAAGGGAUCAGCUUACACUAUGUUAAACGUUGAAGAUGUUUCACCGAUUGAAUCAGCACGAGGGAGAUUUCUGCAAAUCAUAUUGGAUUACUUUAUAAGUCAACAUGUGAUUGAAGUCUGCGAGAACAAGCGUGAUCAUGAAACGGGUUCAGGAGGAGGACAGGAUAAUAAUAAUACUAAAGUCAAGAGGAAGUCGGAUGAUACAAAGUAUGAAGGUGACCCGAGUUUUGCGUUGCCGCUUAUGUAUAUUGCGAAUCUAUACGAGACUUUGGUCGGUGAAGCAAAUGUGAGGCUUGCUUCAUUGACUGGAAUAAGGGAAAAGACUAUUGGUGUAGCUCUUGAAGCAGCAGGUGGCUUGUAUAGAAAAUUAACAAAGAAGUUUCCUAAGAAAGGUGCUUGCAUGUACAGGAGAAGAGAACUGGCAACUUCAGUAGAGACAAGGACAAGGUUUCCAGAAUUGGUAAUACAUGAAGAGAAACGAGUUCGGUUUGUGGUGGUUAACGGUUUGGAUAUUGUUGAAAAGCCGGAUAAUUUACCGAUUGAAGAUGCUGAAUGGUUUAAGCGAUUAACAGGCCGCAAUGAAGUAGCUGUCUCUGCAAGAGAUUAUAAAUUCUAUUGCCCUAGACACAAGCAUAGGCGUGUUCAGAAUUCUGUCUCCAGCAUCCAUGGCUUACCUACAUUUCCAGGUAUGGAUUCAUCUACUUUAGCUAAUACACAAGGAUUUCGCUCUGUUAGUGAAGAUCAAAGUCAACAACAACAACAACAACACACUCCUUCUCCUUCCAAACAUCACAUGUCAUCUCUGUCUCAUCAUCCUCAUCAGUUUCACCAACCUAUUCAUCAGAGCCACCACCAUCAUCAACCUAUCUACCAAAGUCAACACGCUGCCGCACAUUUUCCUGGUCAGAACCAUCAAUGUGACCCUGAACUAUCUCACACCCACCAGUCACCAUCUAUUUCGCAGCACAUGGCUUGCUUGCAACCCCUCACUGGAGGCCAUGUCAUGCCAACCAGUCCGGCGAAAUUCUGUGACCAAUGUGGAGCACAGUACUUGAGAGAUACAUCCAAAUUUUGCUCAGAGUGUGGUUGCAAGAGAUUUGGGAUUUAGUGAAUACAGGGCUGUGCCCAUAUGGAAUCACUCGCCUAAGGGCUUUUGUAUACAUAUGUUUAUUUGUUUGGGGGAUAUAUUUUGAUAUCGAAAUUUAGUUAUAUAGUGAUAAACAUAUUCUAAGCUGUUAGACAU